Molecule: messenger RNA, 1998 nt
Organism: Manis pentadactyla (Chinese pangolin)
Lineage: Eukaryota; Metazoa; Chordata; Mammalia; Pholidota; Manidae
Gene: ASPRV1
Product: aspartic peptidase retroviral like 1
Exons: 4
Coding region: 1-1449 (482 amino acids)
Biological process (GO): proteolysis
Cellular component (GO): membrane
Molecular function (GO): aspartic-type endopeptidase activity
Source: RefSeq, a predicted model, not a curated record
AUGACCAGGUUAGAACACCCCAAUGCUGGGUCAGAUCAACCUCCUGCUGCCCACAUCUUCCCCGUGGUGCUGGACCUACUACAAACUCCAGACCUCCAAUUGCAACCAAACCUCAAGCAGUCAGCCUUUCCCUCGCCUCUUGCCCUAGAUGUGUUCCAAGCUUUCCCUGCUGCCCUCGACCCCCUUGAAGACCCAUGGAAGCAGAGCACUGUAGCCUCCUGCGAGCUGCACCACGCACCCUGCACACCCCCACUCCCUCCAGCCUGGGGACCGUGGCCUCCGAUGAGUUGGGUUGGUAGUUAUACGGGAUUGGGGCAGGCAAACCGCAUCUUGGCCACGGAUGGGGAGGUACCAGCACAGGAGGCCCCCUCUGAAGCUGGCCUUUCUUCCUCUGAUGUGCGCCGGCCUGUGCCAGUCCUGGGAGGAUGCGGGAGGGGGCCCAGGCUAGGCAUCAAAAAGGCCCUGCAGAGUGAGCAGGCCACAGCAGCUGCCCGCCUUUGUGCCCAGCAGUCGGUCAGACAACCCUCGCUUGCAUCCUCCUGCGUACUCCAGGCCAGGUGCCCAGCCACGCUGCUCAGAGAGACCUCCUGCUUGACUGCACCGACACUGGUGUGUGGCUUUCUUUACGUGGCUUGCGUUGCUGCUGCAAUUCCUGACGAGAGCACAGGGAUGGCUGAGAGUGGAGCCAGGAGCCCAGAGGGCCGUCGGCAGCACGCCUUCGUCCCCAAACCUUUUGAUGGAGCCAGUGUAGCCCCGGACCUCUGGCUGUUCCGCUUUGAGGUCAUCAAUGACCUCAACCACUGGGACCAUGUCACCAAGCUAAGGUUCCUGAAAGAGUCCCUCAAGGGAGAUGCCCUGGAUGUCUACAGCAGACUCAGCCCCAGUGACCAGGGAGACUAUGCGGCUGUGAAAGAGACCCUCCUGAAGGCCUUCGGGGAGCCUGGGGCCACCCCCAGCUACCUGCCCAAGGAGAUUGUCUUUGCCAACAGCAUGGGUAAGGGCUACUAUCUAAAGGGGAAAAUUGGCAAAGUGCCCGUAAGGUUCCUGGUGGAUUCCGGGGCUCAGGUCUCUGUGGUCCACCCGAGCUUGUGGGAGGAGGUCACUGACGGCGACACGGACACCCUGCGGCCCUUUGAGAAUGUGGUCAAAGUGGCCAACGGGGCAGAAAUGAAGAUCAUGGGUAUCUGGGAUACACUGGUGACCCUGGGCAAGCUGAAGCUGAAGGCAGAGUUCCUGGUGGCCAACGCCAGUGCUGAAGAAGCCAUCAUCGGGACCGACAUGCUCCAGGACCACAACGCCGUGCUGGACUUCGAGCAUCGCACAUGCACCCUGAAAGGGAAGAAGUUCCGCCUUCUGCCUGUUGGAGGAGCCCUGGAAGAUGAGUUCGACCUGGAGCUCCUAGAGGAGGAGCCCUGCAUGGAGGGGCGUGGCCAGCAGCUCUCCUAUUGAGAAGACCCACUGUAGUGGAGGGAACAGUGCAGAUCCUCAGGGGAGUCACUGGGCUUGGCCAACCUUCUAAAACUGGCUUCCUCCUCCUCCCUCUGCAGGGGUCUUAUUCUGCCACUGGUGGGGGAGGCUUCCCUUUGAGAAGGCAGAGGUGUGCAACAGCACAGGCUGGCUUCCUUAGAGGGAGAGAGGGUCCCCGUGGUUGUCAGGCCGCUCUUGGUGGCAGACUCAAAGGCUGGAAGGCGGCCGGAAGAGGCUAGAAAUGAUUGUCUUUGAGAGAGGACUGGGGGAUUCCCUCGGCAACCCUGGGAGGCGGCUCGGUCAUCUUCAGGUCCACGCGGCUGUCUCAGCUGGGCUGGAUCCUGCCUACAGGGCCCUUGCCAGCAAGACCCAGCUGCCAGGGGUGAGGGUCACUGCUGCCCAGGGUUCUUCUCUGCUAGGUCUUCCCCCUGCACCAUGUAUGUUUCCUUCCAUAAUGUGUUUUGAAAAGCAUUGAGCCUUGUGCCAAUAAUUCAUUACUUCAAAAACCAAUAAAGAUUGACUCACAGAAAA